CUUCGUACCGGUCCCGGAGACUAGGAAGUAGGAAGUUCCCGGUACACGUGCCGACUCCGUGCCCUGGUCAGUUCCGUUUCCGACUUUCCGGCGAGAUGAGCUGCGACGGUGCCACGAUGGAGUGUGGCAACGUGGGCAACGAGACGGUAGCGGCAGUGGCGUCGUGGGCCAACGCAUCCCUGCCGAUCGGACCAUUCGGACGGCGGCCAGAGCUAGGCCUGAACUUGCCGUACGCCCUGUUCGAGGGGCUGGUCGCGCUGACCGCCAUCUUUGGCAACACGCUCGUCAUCGUGGCGUUCAAGCGGGAGCGCAAACUGCGCCGCCGGACCAACUUCUACAUCAUCUCGCUAGCGUCGGCCGAUCUGCUGGUCGGCACGUUUGGCAUCCCGUUCGCCAUCCUGUCCUCGAUCGGGCUGCCGCGUAACCUGCACGCCUGCCUGUUCACCAUCUCGCUGCUCGUGGUGCUCUGUACCAUCUCCAUCUUCUGCCUGGUCGCCGUCUCGAUCGAUCGCUACUGGGCGAUCCUGCAUCCGCUCGCCUAUUCGCGCAACAUGCGCACCAAGACGACCAUCGGUAUCAUCAGUGUUUGCUGGCUGAUCGGUUCGAUCAUCGGCUUUCUACCGCUGUUCGGCUGGCACGAGGAACCGGACGAGGACACCUGUCUGUUCGUGAAGGUGAUGGACUACGACUAUCUGGUGUUUCUCUACCUCUUCACGAUCAUCAUCCCGGCGGUGCUGCUGCUGGCAUUCUACAUCCACAUCUAUCGCGUCAUCAUCCGACAGCGCAAGCAGAUCGUUUCGAUGAGCUCGGUGGAUGCACGAUUUUCGGAGAGUCUGCCCAAUCUCGCAAACAGUGAUACCGGAGCCCAGGGCCCACCAAUGGGUGGUACAACGGGUGGUGGUGGUUCGUGUCGCCAGGCGGCGCUCGUGAAGCGGCGUUCGAGGAAGGACAACUACGCCGGCACGAUGCUGCGGGUGCUGAGGGCGGCCCAGAAGCGUGAGGUGAAGGCCACGCAAAACCUCUCAAUCAUCGUGCUAUUCUUCAUGGUCUGCUGGAUGCCACUGCACACGAUCAACUGCAUCAUGGCGUUCUGUCCGCACUGCCAGAUCUGCGGCGCCGUGAUGCUGUUCGUUAUCACGCUCUCCCACCUCAACUCGGCCCUCAAUCCGCUGCUCUAUGCGUACCACCUGAAGGACUUUCGCGAGGCUCUGAAGCGGUUGCUGCUCGGUCUGUGCGGUCUGAAUCCGCCCGCGGCACGCCGCCGGGAGCCGGACUUUAUUAAUUGUAUUUCGACGAUAGCGAAUCACCAGCAGCAGCAGCAGCAGCAGCACGAUCAACACCACCUUCACCUUCAACAGACUGCACGGUAA
This is a messenger RNA of Anopheles darlingi, 1370 nucleotides long. It is a transcript of the gene AdoR, whose product is annotated as adenosine receptor A2b. Gene Ontology annotation, molecular function: G protein-coupled receptor activity. The coding region runs from base 96 to 1370 and encodes 424 amino acids. Gene Ontology annotation, cellular component: membrane. Gene Ontology annotation, biological process: adenylate cyclase-activating G protein-coupled receptor signaling pathway; G protein-coupled adenosine receptor signaling pathway. The record is from RefSeq and is a predicted model, not a curated record. The transcript is spliced from 3 exons. NCBI's taxonomy places the organism in Eukaryota, Metazoa, Arthropoda, Insecta, Diptera, Culicidae.